AUGAGUUAUAACGCGUUUGAAUUAGUUCCUGUGAUAGAUCGGGUGCAGUUGAUGGGAGAUAAACCCAGAACUACGGUAGGAUUUUCAUAUUUUACAUCAUGCUACUAUAUGUCAGUAUGUGCCGUCAAAAAUACCAGCUCUGCGGGAAUUCAGUUGUUUUUAUACUUAUAAAUAUGUACUUUCAAUAUUUAAGUAACAUUGGUCCCAGAGAAUUGGACACAUGUUGAAGAUUUGGCCAGUAUGUGUUAUUGAUAUCACAUACAUGAUGGCAGAUGAUACAUGAAAUCCAGGCUCAAAAGCCAAGGUGACAGAAGGGUGUAUCAAUGUAUAGUUAGCUGUCCUCAAACUUUGUCUCAUCUCAUGCAUUCACUUUGUGAAAUCAUGCAAAUUUGAGGAUCAAGGUGAGCAGCCACCUUAAUGGGAGACUGAGCAGAUCACAGAUAAUCCGGUUAGCAGAGUAGGGCACAAGUUAAUGGAUUAACCCAUUAGGUGGCACCAUAAUGCAACCUACUUUAUUAUUUUACUCUUUCUAAUGCCAGAUGAUUUUACUUACCAAGGGGAGAGUGUGGUACUCAAGUGACUUGAUGGGUUAAUUAGCUUAAUUAAAUUAAAAGGCAAAAAAGUACCAUUAUUUCAAUUUGUUGUUUACCAAAUUAUUUCCAGGUUCAAUGCUUAGACUGUGCUGCUCAGAAUUUGUUUGUUGGUACAGGGGAUUGGUAAGAACAGAAUCAAUAUUUCUCAGUGAUUCUAGUAGUCAAUUCACUCUCAUAAAAAAUGCUUGCAUGGUUAUAUACCUUUGUUCCAUUCUAUGCUAAUUAGUAGUACAGUACAUUAUGAGAACACUCAGAACAGUGGUAAUUAUAGGCAUGUGCAUUAUCUGAAAAUGUGUAUUUGGUCACAAACGUGAAUUCUAGCUGAUUAUGAAAUCAAGAAUUUCAAUAACUUCAUUUUACGUACUCUACAAGGCUGUUUCCUUUCUAGUCUGAUAAUCCAUUAUAUUGUUGCUGAUGACGUUUCACCUUCUGGUAAAGCUGUGUUUCAGUACAGCCUCCAGGGAUACAAACAGCUGGGACUGGUAAACUCAUUUUUUAAUAAGUUGGUCUAAUGGAAACAGAAUAAAAUAUUUCAAGCACAGGGCUUUAAUUGGUCGGGUUGGUAGAGCUAGCAAAUGACCUCUGCUUGAGAUGUCGAUGGCUUUGUAAUCUUUUCAGGUAGUUCAGACACAAAUCACGACAGCUUAUUGUAGAAUACUACCCACACUGGACCACCACAUUUGACAUAUCUUUUUCAGGUAGUUUAGACACAAACCAUGACAGCUUAUUGUAGAAUACUACCUACACUGGACCACCACGUUUGAGAUAUCUUUUUCAAGUUGUUCAUACACAAACCACGACAUCUUAUUGUAGAAUACUACCCACACUGGACCACCACGUUUGAGAUAUCUUUUUCAGGUAGUUCAGACACAAACCACGACAGCUUAUUGUAGAAUACUACCCACACUGGACCACCAUGUUUGAGGCCCCCAAAAUUCAUACAGUUUAAAAUAUUGCUUGGAUCAUAUUGGGCAGCAUCAUUGUAAAUAUGCAAUUUGAUUUUCUAUUUUAGAAAAAGCCAGUUCAGCAAUUACUCACGGCUGCCGCGAUCAAUAGAUUGAUUGUGCUAUGCGAUGGUAUAUGAAUAUUAAAAAUACGUACUGUACGUGAUAUAUUGAACUGACCAAUCAUUGUUAAUAUACUGAUUACUUUUCAGGAGUGUUGCUCCUUCUCAGUAUGAUGGGCUUGGAGGUAUCCAAAAAACAAAUUAUAAAUAUAUUUUUGUUUCUAAUUUUUUUUAUAUAUUAAAACAUGGAUGUACCUUGUAUAUAUUUGUCACCACACAAAAUUUCCUUCAGAAAAAAAUAAAGGAAUAAUUACAUUAUACUAACUCAUUAAGCAGCAAUUAAUGUGCCUCACUUUAUUGUUUGACUCUGUCUAACACCAGAUGAUUUUACUCGCCAAGGGGAGAGUGCUGACACUCAAUGGAUUAAAUAACUAAUUAAGAAUUGUAACAACGAAAGUUUAAGAAGAAAUGUAAGAAAGCAACAGAGUUCUCAUUUAUGGCUAUUCCAUGUAAUCCCUUCUUAGUAUGAUGGGCUUGGAGGUAUCCAAAAAAAACAAAUUAUAAAUUAGUAUUAAUGCUGAAAUUCUAUUUUUCUGUUUCUAAAAUUUUAUAUAUUAUAACAUGGAUGUACCUUGUGUAUGUAUGUACAAAAUUUCCUUCGGAAAAAAUAAAGGAAUAAUUACAUUAUACUAACUGUAGCAAUGUGCCCUGAUGUACCUUACUUUAUUGUUUCACUGUCUAAUACCGGACGAUUUUACUAAUCAAGGAAAGAGUCAGCGCGGACACUCAAUGGGUUUAAAAACUAAUUAAGAAUUGUAACAACAAAAGUUUAAGAAGAAAUGUAAGAAAGUAACAAAUUUCUCAUUUAUCGCUAUUCCAUGUAAUCUUUUAAUUCCUCUUGUAUAGAUGGUAAUUUCUGGAUUUAAAGACAAGCUGAAAGGGGUAAUGAUGUACUUUACUUACUUGAACUUUAUAAGUACAGCAGAGUGACUCUUAAUGAAUAUAUUUCCACGUUUUUACAGGCAACUUGCGUAGCUCGCAAUGAUAAUCCUGCGUCGUUUGAUCCGUUUUCCGUCGAGGUAAACUUCUUCACCACUUUUCAAUUCGAAACGUAGACACGUUGGCCAGAUUUAUCUUAAUGGACGGAUGAUGCAUCUGGGCGAACUUGGGCAAUGAAAAGAUAGUUCGUCGUUGUAUCAAACGCAGUAAAUGGACGGGUCAUCCGUCAAGACGAUGCAUCUUUGUAACUUUUUUUGAUAACAGAACAUAAGGCCCUUAUUAAGUCCCACCAAAACAAUACAAAGAUUACGUUAUACAUACAAAACCACAGAAAAAUUACAAUUUGUAAUCUAAUUGGAACAAUUAACUAGUUGGCUUACUGAGGUGUAAAUUCAAAUUAAGAUCAUCGAUUACCAAAAAUUAUCUACUAAUUUAUAUAAUUAAAUCAAGAAAAAAGCGGAUUUUUAAAUCAAGAAAUCUUACUACGCCUUACAAAUAAUUUAUCCAUCGAGCAUAAGUGACAACCUUGUAGCAACUUGAUGAAAUAACAGCAUUGUUACAACUUGUUGACAAGCUUGCUACAAGCCUGUUGCGAACACAUCUUGUUGACAAGUUGUGAGAUUUUUACGUGUGAUUGAACGAUGUGCAAAGCAUUCUUGUGUCUUGUGACAGGUAUGUGUUGGUACAAGAAAGAAAGUGAUUCAUAUUGUGAUGAUCACAGAAGAUAAUGUGUAUCCCAAAAGAGAAAUAUCGCUUGCUGAAUCACCUGUGCAUUUGGUAAGGAUUUUUUUCAAAUUGACAAUCUGUUCGGCACCUCUGUUUUUAAAGCUACUGGAAUAUUUUGUUUCAGAAUUUUGAUGGGAGUACAGUAUGUGUGGCAUUGUCAAGUGUUUAUUGUAACGUGGAUGUCCCGUCAGGAAAGGUGAGUGAUAGCAGAUGAAACUGGAACGACAGUUAAUAGGGUAAUGGCAGAUGAUCGAACAGACCCCUUUUUUUUACUCGUGUUUUUAGAUACAAGAGCUGAUCAGUUAUGAACCACAGAAUACCAGACCAAUUAUCACAAGAAUUGCUGUG
Molecule: messenger RNA, 3672 nt
Organism: Paramuricea clavata
Lineage: Eukaryota; Metazoa; Cnidaria; Anthozoa; Malacalcyonacea; Plexauridae
Source: the annotation of a GenBank genome assembly